AUGGCGCUGUUUUCAGCAGCAGCAAAAGGAGACGUCCUGAAGUUACAAUCAUUAAUCGACUCAGAAGACAAGUCAGAGGAUUCGGGAGGAGUUGAUGUUAACUGCUCGGAUACAACUGGCAAGACACCCCUCCACAUUGCUUCGGGAAAUGGAAAUUUGCAAACGAUUAAAUGGCUUUCCCAUCAUGGAGCAAAUGUUAAUUUGGUCGAUGCUAACCCACAGACAUCUGUUCACUUAUGCUCAAAGAAAGGGCAUCUUCAUGAGUUACAGCUGCUAGUGAACGAAGGAGCAGAUAUUGAAAUUGGUGACAAAGAUGGGUUUACAGCUCUUCACAUAGCAUCAUUCGAGGGCCAUCUUGAUAUUGUCAAAUACCUCGUUGAGAAAGGGGCACAGCUUGACAAAUGUGACAAAACCGACAGGACACCCUUGUCUCGUGCUUCUCAAAAAGGCCAUCUUGAAGUCGUCGAGUUUAUCGUGAACGAAGGAGCAGGCAUUGAAAUUAGUGACACGGAUGGGUUUACAGCUCUUCACAAGGCAUCAUUGAAGGGUCAUUUUGACAUUGUCAGAUACCUUGUUAGUAAAGGGGUAGAGCUGGAGAGACUUGCUAAUGAUUACUGGACACCUCUACACCUUGCUUUAGACGGUGGCCAUCUUGACAUAGCAGAGUACCUUUUGGCAGAAGGAGCCAACAUAAACACGUGUGGCACAGGUGGAUGUACAGCUCUACAUGCUGCAUUAAAAACUGGUAAUAUUGAUGGGGUGAAAUUUCUAAUGAGUCAAGGAGCAGAGCUGGAUAGAAGCACUGACGAUGGUUGGACAGCACUUAGUUUGGCUUCAUUUGGGGGACAUCUUGACAUUGUCAAAGGUCUCGUUAACGAAGGGGUAGAGGUUGACAAAUCACUCAGGAACGGGACAACACCCUUGUGUCUUGCAACAGAAGGAGGCCAUCUGGGUAUUGUCGAGGUCUUACUGAACGUAGGAGCAAAUAUUGAUAACUGUAAUCGAGACGGGCUAACAGCACUCCACAUUGCAACGUCCAAUGGACACGUUGAAAUAGUUGAUCAUCUUGUUAGGAAAGGGGCACAGCUUGACAAAUGGGCACAGCUUGACAAAUAUGACAAAACAGACAGGACACCCUUGUAUUGGGCUUCUAAAGAAGGCCAUCGUGAAGUCGUCGAGUAUAUCGUGAACAAAGUAGCAGGUAUUGAAAUUGGUGAUAAAGAUGGGAUAACAGCUCUUCACAUAGCAUCGCUGGAGGGUCAUCUCGAUAUUGUCAAAUCCCUCGUUAGGGAAGGGGCACAGCUUGACAAAUGUGACAAGAAAGGCAGGACACCCUUGUCGUGUGCUUCUCAAAAAGGCCACCUUGAAGUCGUCGAGUUUCUUGUGAACGAAGGAGCAGGCAUUGAAAUCUGUGAUAAAGAUGGGCUUACAGUUCUUCACAGAGCAUCAUUCAAGGGUCAUCUUGAUAUUGUCAAAUACCUCGUUAGCAAAGGGGCAGACCUGAGGAGACUUUCUAAUGAUAACAGGACACCUUCACGUCUUGCUUUCAAUGGCGGCCAUAUGGGUAUACACGAUUUUCUUUUAGAUAAAGAAGCAACAAAGAUCGUUAAGCCAUUCAUUGGGAUUGAAGAGGACCACUAUGACUACCUUCGCAGUACGUUCGGUAGUAAGGCUCUCCCUAGCUUAAUGCCCCGCCCAUACUCCCCACCAUACGAUCCAUCUCUUACCAGUCCACAAGACAGCUCUAGCUCCUCGAGGAAGAGUAUCACAGAAGAGACAAUGAUUAUAAGUCUGGACGAGUACAGCAUCAAGGUUCCACUUUCACCAGACGAUGUGGACAGAGCCAAAUAUAUCACAGCAGAAGCAUUGACAACCAUUCCACCUGACUUAAACCUGAACAAAGACGAAGUCAUCAUCUCAGUUGGGCUUAAGCUAUCCCCUCCUGGUCUUCAGUUUAAAACUCCGGUGGAAGUCACGGUCUCGCAUAGCGCUAUUUUCACCAACCCAGACAAAGCAGAAAUUGUGCUAUACACCCGAAGGACUGAGUCUGAUGAAUUUUCAAGGAUAGUUCCUGCUUCUGACAAAGCUGCUCGGUGUGUAGUCGCAAAGAAUCACCUUACUCUGUACUUAGACCAUUUCUCGGAAUGGUGGAUUAUCUCCUUAAUCAGGAGAUACUUCAUCGGUAAACGGCUCAUCUGUACGCCAUACGUUCCCCUAUCAACAUACAGAGACGAGUUGAACCGCAUCUAUCUCGUCAUUAAAGACGACUUCUGCGGCAUAAAAGAGGUAUAUUUAUCAUAA
Molecule: messenger RNA, 2301 nt
Organism: Strongylocentrotus purpuratus (purple sea urchin)
Lineage: Eukaryota; Metazoa; Echinodermata; Echinoidea; Camarodonta; Strongylocentrotidae
Product: ankyrin repeat domain-containing protein 50-like
Exons: 3
Coding region: 1-2301 (766 amino acids)
Molecular function (GO): protein binding
Source: RefSeq, a predicted model, not a curated record